Messenger RNA from Gryllus bimaculatus (two-spotted cricket), 2342 nucleotides. NCBI's taxonomy places the organism in Eukaryota, Metazoa, Arthropoda, Insecta, Orthoptera, Gryllidae. The record is from the annotation of a GenBank genome assembly.
AUGAGUAGACCUAUUGACAAGAUAACUGUACUAAAUCGUGGCAAAAAAGGCUCAAAACAUGUUCAGAAAUGUAAUGUGUCAAACUUCUGCACCACUCCUGAAAAUGCAGUUAGAAACCCUGAUCCUACAACCUCCAUUAAAGAACAUGUGGCUACAGAGCUACCACUUGUCUACGAUAGUAAUCAAAUAGAAACUCUUGUGAGUGAUGAGAGAUCAAAGCAUUCCCCAUUUCCUUCUUUGACUCCUACCUCUCCUGAUUAUGAGACACUGAAAUGUAGUCAUGGGGAGGUGGAUUUUGGAGGAGGGAAUUGUGGAGAAUUUCAUAACAGUUUACCUCGUAUUGUUGAUCUCUGUCUUGAAGACAAAAAGAGGAUAUUACAAUUAAUAAAUGAACUUGCAAAUUGCAAAGAAGAGAAAGAAAUUAUGACCAGAGAAUUGAGCAAUUUAAAAGAAUUAGUUCAACAGCAAAUGAAUGAAAUGGCAAUUACCAAUGAAAAAUUUGCAACUCAGAAAGAAGCUCUGGCUUUAGAGGCAUGUAGCUUUAUAAACAUAUAUACCAAUGUAAUUGAUUACACAAUAAUUAAUUUUAUCUUGUUUUAUCCACAUCAGGUUGAAAACUUAGUAACUAGUAGAGACAACUUAUCAGCGGAUUUGGAAAAUUUACAGAAUUGUGUAGAAAUUCAGAAAAAUGAAAUAGAAAAGCAAGCAACAUGCAUUGCAGCUCUGAAAGCUGAGAAAAAACAUCUUCAAAAGCAAGUAACAGAGCAAGAAAACAAAUUGAAAGUUGCUGUUUCCAAUGUUGAUACCUUGACUGAGAAGUUGCUCUUCUAUGAACCAAGGAACAAAAUGAAAAUGGACAAUGCAUGUCCUGCCUCUCCAAAAAACAAAGAUAUCCAAAUGUCCUCAAAAUUUUGCAUUCAUCAAGGAGAGAAACCUCGAUUAGUCCAUUCCAAUGACACAAAGGUCGAAGGAUGUUCCGGAGAUGCUGGAACCCAUGUUCUUCAAGAUUCCAUGUCAUGCUCAGCCAACACCGACGUGGGAUUUUUUGCUGUGAGAAUGUGCCCUGACCUUGGGUCAGGGGCUGCACUUGUCGUCUGCCGUCCUACAGAGCAACAGAUGGCACACCGAUGAGAAUAAUACCUUCCUUUAUGUAUUUUGUUUUUUGUUAUUCAUUAAAAUUCCUUUUCCUUGUAAUUAUCUCAUUUAAUAUGUAAUUACUGUUUUUGCAUAAAUAAUAUUGAUUUGUUAUUAAGUUGAAAUCUGAUUUUCUAUUUACAAUUAGCAGUUCAAGCUCAUAAUAUUUACUAUAUCAUUAUUGGUAUAACUCAAUUAAUACUGAAAAGGAAAAUAAUAUGGUUGUACUAAUUUUUCACCUUGUCUUUACUAGCAGUAUCAAUAAAUUAUUAUAAUUUUAAUUAUAAUUAUAUAAUUUGCAUUGUUAGUAGUAUCAGACAGUUUGAUCUUUUAGUUAGAAACAUGAAAUUAUCUACUUGAACAUCAUUGGUUGGUUUCUAUUGAUGGCCAUCAAACUCCUACCAACAAAACACACAUAAUAAUUCUAUUUUAAUGUUAACUUAAUAUUUAAACAUAACUUGGCCUUCUUAUACUAUUUUUAUUAAUGACUGUUACUUAUUGCCUAACCUUCCCUUUUGCAGAAUGCACAGCAAUGUUGGCGUUGUUAAUGACAUCAGCGCCUGUUUCAGUUCACCUGGAGCUCUUCUUAUGUCCACUCUGAAUUUUAACUAAUAAAAUUUCUAUUCUUAUUUGCGAUCUAUUUAUCCCAUGAAUAUUUCAGACUUUUUUGUGAAUAAUCUCAUUUAAAUUACAUCACUAUUCACCCAUUACCCGUGAACCACAUGUCCAUUUUCUAUCUUGUCAGACUAAUCACAAAAAUAUUACUACACAAUGGGUUGUUGGACAUCAAUCCUCAACCUAACAAAUCAGGGAUCAUCCUGUCAGAAAUUCCUUGUUUACACUUUCUAUCUGGCCUCACAAGCUCACUUAUUUGAUUGUUAUCUUUCUUCCUUGAUGCGCUCUUGCCUUACCACAACUAUAUACCUCAAGUGUCAUUUUUCGCCUAUCAACAAUGUCUUAUAAUAUUUCUUUGCUAUAUUUUUGCACAAAUCCUGAAGUAUACAAAUUUUAUUAAAUCCAAUUAAUAUUUAGAUUUUCUUAUACUUUACGUUCUCAACAUCUCUUAAUAAUUUACAUCAUUGUACAAUUCCGUAUAUUUUGCAAGCUAUUUGACAUUAAAGUUUUUGCUUCUAAAAGCCAAAAAUCCCUUUAGAUAUUUUGCCUUCCCUCUAUAUACAGGUUUCACACCAACUAUGGGCCCCGAGAAA